GCGGCUGCUGAGGGAGCGUGACUGCUGGGCGCAGGGUUCUAGGACGCUUUGUCUCCGCACAGACCCCUUUGUGAGCAGCAGACCAGCCUGAAGGCUGGGAGCCCGACACCCACGUCUGCAUGCUGAGGAAGAUGGGUGAGGCCGUGGCCAGAGUUGCGAGGAAGGUCAACGAGACGGUGGAAAGCAGCUCAGACACCCUGGAUCUGGCUGACUGCAAGCUUGUGUCUUUCCCCAUCUGCAUCUACAAGGUCCUGAGGAACGUCUCCGACCAGAUCCACCUCAUCACACUGGCUAACAAUGAACUCAAGUCCCUCACCAGCAAGUUCAUGACCACCUUCAGUCAGCUUCGAGAGCUCCGCCUGGAAGGCAACUACCUCCAUCGCCUCCCCAACGAGGUCAGCAGCCUCCAGCACCUCAAGGCCAUUGACCUGUCCCGGAACCAGUUUCAAGACUUCCCAGAGCAGCUGACCGCCUUGCCUGAACUGGAGACUAUCAACCUGGAGGAGAAUGAGAUCGUGGAUGUGCCUGUGGAGAAGCUGGCCACCAUGCCAGCUCUGCGCGUCAUCAACCUGCGCCUCAACCCCCUGAGCGCCGAGGUGCGCGUCAUUGCUCCACCUCUCAUCAAGUUUGAUAUGCUCAUGUCUCCAGAAGACACCCAGGUCCCCCUGCCUUAGGACACACCCCCUGCGCUCACCCAGCAAGGGACAAGGCUACUGGCCUGCCAACCUGAGAGGAGGGAAGCCCUUGGGAGGCCAGGCUUGGGGAGCGGGGUGGGUGGGCCAGACAGCAUACAGUGGGAGGGGACGCAACUAAGCCAAGAUAAGGUAGCUUAGCACUAUAGUGAGCCCUGGUGCCCCAGGGGAAGGAGGCUGGGUGAGUCUAGAGCCUGGGCUCGGGGCCCCCACAGCUGCUGUGCUGACCUAGGUAGGUUUCUUUCUCUCUCCAAGCUCGGUUACUUGGGAGGAGAAAUGGCAUUGGAGAGCCUUUCCUGCUUGGGGCCCCUCUGCGGUUCCUCCACACCAUCAGACACCCUCCAGGCUGGUGGAUGAGCCUUCUAUGGGUGUUUUAUGGACCUUAUGAUCUGCUGUAAGAGCCAGUCACCAUCCUGAAAAGAGACCACCUCUGACUCUGUCACCUUCUGAGAACUGAACACAGCCCUUCUUCUAAAAGAUGCCCUUCAUGGUGCCGUGUCCUGACCAUCAGAGUGCCUGGACUGGUUGGAGCCUGAACUGGAGUUCAGAUGCCUGCAUCCUAUGGUUGGGUCCUGUGGCAGGAGUGUCUAUGAAGAAACCUAUAGACAUCUGGCUGGGGUACAGAGGGUCAGCUCCAGGGAGCUGGGAAGACAAGGGAAGGAAGUUCUAUGCAUGCUCAUCUGUCCUUCCCUGAUAAUGGCCCAGUAUAGACAGGCGUCAUCCCCAGGGCCACAGCAGAUGUGGCCCAGAGAAGACAAAACCAUCUUCACCUGUGACUUUGACCUGAGGUCCUUGGGUGAACUCCUUCACCAUGGCCUCCCUCUGGUAGCAACCUGGUUGCCUUGUCUUGGCCCUGGACCAGCAGCCUCAAGGCUAUCACCAUAAUCACCUGUCAUCUCAAGGACCUUUGUCUGUGGCCUGGUGGGUAGCCAGAGGAUAGGGUGGCUGUCUCAGUCUUCUCAGAACUGUGGAAUUUCCCAGGGGGUGGUUGGGCACUUUACCCCCUUGGGGACAUCCCUGCCCCCUCUCAAUCUCCAUGUGUCUACCUCCUCACCUGAGCAAUUAGGCCUAUCAGCAGCCCUGGCCCUGGCUGCUUUAUACCUUUGUGUAGGUCUGUGAAGGUCAUAGAGGCCCCAGGGCACAGGUAAGGCUGGGCCAUUUGUCUCCAAGGCUUUACAGUGGAGAACUGGCACUGCUGCUCAGAGAAGACACGUGUCCUAGAGUUUGUCUGGGUCCCUGCCCUCUCACAGUGCUCCUGGAUCUUGGUAAGGGUGCCAUAGGGGCACUGCUGGUACCACUGAGCUGUGUAUCCUGAGAGAAACCUCGUUCAUUCUGCUCUCAUCCCAAGGCCAGCCCGCCAGAUGAGGUAGACACAGGCCAGACGAGGGGUGGGUGCAGCCCAGACUGAGUGGCUUCUCCCACCCUGUGUCCCUAAGUUGGGGAUUUCACCUUGUUGAAGAGGAGAGGGGCUUCUCUGGGGUGUAAGAGGGAUCCCAUGGUUGGAGCCUGGCAAGUCCCAAUGUGGACAGACUAAAACACUGACACCUGUGUUCUGGAAAUGUGGCCUCUGAUGGUGUGUAUCUGUCGGUCCAGCACUUGGGAGGCCAGGACUGCAGGGUUGUAGGUGUGAGGCCAGCCUGUGUUGCACAACGAGAGCCUGUCUCAACACCACGACAGCAGACAAGGUAAGAGAGAAGAAAAGCAAAGACUGUCUGACGUGGUGGUGCCCACUUGGAAUCCCAGCCCUCAGAAAGUGGAAGCAGAAGUGUCAGGAGUUCUAGGCCAGCCUCGGCCAAGAAUAAAGCGUCUCUAGGCUGUGUGAGAUCCCGUCUCAGUCAAGUAAAAGGGAAACUAAAAUGCAGGUUCUCGGGCCUCACACUGGUUCCCUCAUUGGGGUCACAGAGGGCCUGGGUAGCCUGUAUAAAUAGAGACUGCUUGUUUAUUUCCCUGCCAUUCAGGCCCAAAUGAAGAUACAUUAAUUACAACACUGUUUAGCUCAGGUUCCUUAUUAAAUAACUCUUACAUCUUAACCCAUUUCUGUUCAUCUGUGUAUCACCAUGAGCCUAUGGCUUACUGGAAAGGGUAUGGCAGGCGUCUUUCUCCUUCAGUGACUACAAGGCGUCUCUCUGACUCCGCCUACUUUCCGAUU
Messenger RNA from Microtus ochrogaster (prairie vole), 2841 nucleotides. RefSeq names its product leucine rich repeat containing 20 (gene Lrrc20). NCBI's taxonomy places the organism in Eukaryota, Metazoa, Chordata, Mammalia, Rodentia, Cricetidae. Gene Ontology annotation, molecular function: protein binding. The record is from RefSeq and is a predicted model, not a curated record. Gene Ontology annotation, cellular component: cytoplasm.